Molecule: messenger RNA, 1087 nt
Organism: Glycine soja
Lineage: Eukaryota; Viridiplantae; Streptophyta; Magnoliopsida; Fabales; Fabaceae
Product: classical arabinogalactan protein 9-like
Exons: 2
Coding region: 191-838 (215 amino acids)
Cellular component (GO): plasma membrane
Source: RefSeq, a predicted model, not a curated record
CCGAAGCCAGGUAGCUUGAGAUGUGUUUGGUAGCGAGACACAAAGUUAUGUUAUGAGAGUGUGAGUGGCUAUAUAAGCUGUCGUCGCAUGCUUCGCUCUUAAACACAACAACUCAUCAUCCUAUAUUCUCUUCUUGGAUCAUCUUGGUUAAGCUGCAGAUCAGAAUAGAAUAAUAAUAAAUAAAGAUAAGAUGGAGACUCAUUUGGUUUUCUUGCUUGGUUUGAUCUUCACUCUAGUUGCCGGCGUUGGAGCCCAAGCCCAAGGCCCAUCCACCUCUCCUGCGCCUCCCACACCCCAAGCAUCUCCACCUCCCGUCCAGUCUUCUCCGCCACCUGUUCCCUCUUCACCUCCACCCUCUCAGUCUCCACCACCAGCUUCCACUCCCCCUCCAUCCCCACUCAGCUCUCCUCCUCCUUCCUCUCCUCCACCCUCCUCCCCUCCUCCUUCCUCUCCACCCCCCGCCUCUCCUCCUCCUUCUUCUCCACCCCCCGCCUCUCCUCCUCCUUCUUCUCCUCCCCCUUCCACUCCUCCCCCUUCCUCUCCCCCUCCUUUUUCACCACCUCCUGCCACUCCUCCCCCCGCCACUCCUCCCCCCGCAGUUCCACCACCCUCAUUGACCCCAACAGUUACACCUCUUUCUUCUCCACCUGUCUCUUCUCCAGCUCCGUCUCCUUCCAAGGUGUUUGCUCCUGCACUCUCUCCUUCCCUUGCUCCCGGUCCCAGCCUCUCCACCAUCUCUCCCUCCGGCGAUGACAGUGGGGCUCAAAACUUGUGGUCCUUUCAGAAGAUGAUUGGGAGCUUAGUAUUCGGAUGUGCUUUGCUGUCCAUGUUGUUCUAGACAUCGAUCUCUGUCUUCAGACUCGCAGAUUUUUCUGCCAAUUCAUGUUAUUUUGCUAUUUACCCUAUACCUUACCUUUAUAUAUUAUUUUGUGGAUGUGAUCGUGGGAGUUUAUUACUGUAUUUGAACUAUAUAAAUUGCUUGCAUUCUUGGGAGAUUUGAGGGGAGGUUUUGUAUUCGAGGGCAGUUAUUUUGUAUGGCAAUACUAUUAGUUUAUCGAUCGUUGCAUUCGAGUAUUUCUUCUAUUCA